This is a messenger RNA of Penicillium taxi, 222 nucleotides long. RefSeq lists its product as uncharacterized. The record is from RefSeq and is a predicted model, not a curated record. The transcript has 2 exons. The coding region runs from base 1 to 222 and encodes 73 amino acids. NCBI's taxonomy places the organism in Eukaryota, Fungi, Ascomycota, Eurotiomycetes, Eurotiales, Aspergillaceae.
AUGCUCUUCCGACAACUCCUCGCAAGUCGCAUGUGCGGAGAGGAGAUGCGCGUGAAACACGUCCAAUCCGAAAACUGCCCGCAGUCAAAGCUACUGCGUUGCUUCGUUCCAUUGGGUAAAAUGAGCAGUGAUCAACUGUGGCUUGGGAACGUCAUGCCGCAGGAAAGACAAGACCCAUUCCAGAGCUGCAAGGAGGGCCGCCAUGCGCGCUACAUUAUUUAG